This is a messenger RNA of Rhopalosiphum padi (bird cherry-oat aphid), 3569 nucleotides long. RefSeq lists its product as uncharacterized. The transcript has 9 exons. Lineage: Eukaryota; Metazoa; Arthropoda; Insecta; Hemiptera; Aphididae. The record is from RefSeq and is a predicted model, not a curated record. The coding region runs from base 175 to 2532 and encodes 785 amino acids.
ACUUGAUAUAUUAAGAUUGAAAUGUAAGUAUAUCGCGUUUCUAUAGUUCACAAAAUAACAACUAAAUUUGGUUUUUUUUUCGUUUCUAUCGUAGUAUUGUAAGAUUGGCAUAAGUAUUUGGUUGUAUACGUGUAUAUAUAUAUAUAUAUUUUAUGUGUACCUAAACAGUAAACAAUGAUAUUUACGAUAUUGCUCUUCCAAAUUAUGUAUUUAAUAUUUCGAGUAGUUGGUGGAUCUAAUAGCUACUACUGUACGGGUACAAAUAGUGGUAUCGGUGGCAAUAUACAUUUUAAAUGUGUAAAAAAAUUAUGCAACGGUACUUUGUGCGAAACAAUUAUCGACUACUUAGAUAAACCUGGACCGGACGUAACUAUAGAUACCAACAAUAAGGUAUUGUUGAAUCUCGAAAUCGAAAACAUUUCUACUAUUCACGUACUAUUUAUUAACUAUGUUCGUGAUUCAGUAAAUUCAAAUUUUACAACGUAUCGUCUCUUGAAACCAAUCGUUUUAAAAGUCCAAAUAGCUGGACCAAGAGAGUUUUACAAGUUGCGUUUCAUAAACUACGUAAAUGGUGGACCGACAGAAGAAGUGAUCAGUAAAGCAACCAGGAAAAAUUACUUUGGAUGCGAUUCUGGAAGCAUUAACCCCACGUGUGGUAUUCAGUAUUAUGGCUUAAAUGAACCGGUGCCUUUUUCGAAAGGGUUUUGUUGUUCGUGUCUCGAUUCGGUCAAUGCUGCACGUCAACAAAGAUCGUCCGAGGUAGUGAGCAAAAUAAACAUUUCAAUAACGACCAACAACGAUGUUGUUAUUCAACCAAGAGGCGAACAAGAUUGUAAAAACAUCACCAAUAAUAGUCCCAGUUACGCGAAUUCAUAUACUUAUCACGAGAGUGCCCAUUGUUUUAGAUAUAGCGAUUUAUGGUUCAAUGUUUAUAAAGUAGAAAAAUCGGAAACGGUUUUACCACUGACAUUGGAGUUAUUCAAAAAAAGCGAAAGCAGCGUUUACUCUCUCCAACAACAAUGUUUUUCAUCAUUAUCAUCCAACAGCAACCAGACCAUUUUCAAGAAUUUGGUAUCGUAUCGAUAUGAGGUCAAGGGUUUAAAUGAAACAGUCGAAAACGACUUAAUGGCCAUGUUUAUCCUGAUACCUCAGAACGUACCCAAAACUUACCAAUACGGUCUACCGUACUUGAACGAUCAACCGGCCGGAAAGUACCUCGCGAUCCAUCCGAGUAAAAUGUCUAAAAACGGCGGUGUCGAAUGCGACAAAAUCGGAGUGGAACCACGAGGUUUCUACGAACAGCCGGACAGGUGCUAUCGACCGCGGGGCACCUGUCUCGGCGAACAGCCCAUCCAAUUGCUGCUGCAGCGUGAGGCAGACUGCAGCGUGGAACCGUCGGCGGGUGCCGCAAAUGGUCGUUUAUUCAUCGAAGACUAUGUGAAAGGUGACAUCAGUUUCGACGACGUACACGACCACAUUAUCGUGGACCGUCAGCCGGUCUCGACCGAUGCCGAAAUACCCGUGUCCGUGCAGAGCGUCGGAGAGGUCAGACUGGACUACAACGCCGUCAUCAACGACAAGAUUUUGCUCCAGAUAAGCGAGGUACACGCGAUUCUUGACAACGAUUGCAACAACACCGCAAAAUUGCUCGUAUUCGUGACGAAUUUGGGUUUGAAAACAGCAGAUUUCUUCAUUGACACUUCGGGUCCUAGAGACUCGAAAAAAAUCAGAAAAAUACGGGAACAAGCGAUCAUACAUCCCCAGCAGACCGAAAAGAUCUUUUUGGCAUUCGAAUGCCACACCAGCGAAUGCGUCGCGACCGUGCGGUUGUACACCGAACACGCCGCAGACGUCGCAGUGGCGUCCAGAAAAUGCAAGGUCGUCCGAGGUUCCGGUUGCUACUGUCUGUGGCACAGACGGUGCAAGUGUUACCAGGCAGAAUCGCCAUGUGCCGCCGGCGGCAGAUCGUUGAGCCAGGCACAGUACACCGGCGCCGGGUUCCUGGGCGACGUGCCCCCGAGGACGGCGAUCGCCGAGGAGGCCGUCCACGACCGGAACACGCUGGUCGCCAGUCUGAUUUUUCUGAUCGGCUACCUGGCCGCGGCGCUGGUUCUGGGCCUGCUCAAAGCCGUGUCGCCGUACCGCAGCCACUGGCUGUGGACAGUCGAUCUCGGCAAACGGCACCUGGACGCGUACAAAGAACCGGAACUCAGAACGUGCCCGGUGGUCCGGGACGACCACGGUUACUGCGUGCACCCCAUAACCAAGUCCCGGCACAUACGGCUGCUGGACAGGGGACAGGAAUUCGUUACCAACGCGCUGUUCUUCGUCAGCCUGCCGACCGCCAUGGUGUACGAGGCGCACUGCAACCUGACGGGCGAUUGCUGUUUCGUGGCCCAAGACCACUCGUCGUGUUGUAUUGCUUUGUCGGCCCAUCGGCAAUCUCGCGACGAUUUCGAUUUGCCGCUGCAGACCAACAGUUGCGAUUUCCUGCAGGCGCACGGGUCGAAUACGUCGGAAAGCAUCGAAUGACGAACGACGUCGCAUCGUCUUUCUGUCAAAAAUAUUAUAUUAUUGCUAUGUGAUGAAUUCUACCACCACAUUCUCGGGACGAGUCAUAUUCUUUUUCAUCACAGCCGUUCUACCAUCCCGAGACGUUGUUAAAUUAUUCCCAAAAAUCUUUUUGUACCAAAAUAUGAAGACAAUUUAAUUUUCAGGCCAUUAUUAUUUUUUCUCCGACCUGCGCCGAAUAAAUCCGUAGUGAAUUUAAUUUUUAUUUAAUUAUGUAUCAUAUGAAUAAUCGAAUAAUAAAUGAUUAUAUUAUGUUUAUUUUAAAAAUAUAUAUACAGUCGAGUCGCGAUAACUCGAAAAACUUCUAACUCGAUUUAUUUUAUUCCCCUAAAAAUAUAAAUUAUAUUAUAUAAAUUAAUAUAAAUUCGAGUUAGAUAUCUGGAAUCAUACAUAUCUCGAAGCGAAUUUUUAUCUCCCUUCAACUUCGAGUUAUCCCGACUUGUCUGUAUAUAUACCUACCUAGGCUGACGGUUGACAGACGGUAUCCGCUAAGAAUCGUUGUUCGUAUGCUAUGGUCUAUCAUUGAAGUCAAAUUUACCUACUAAACGACGAAGCGCACACACGACAUCUACUUUAUCUGCUACAGCGGAGCUCAUACCCACUUAUUUAUUAUUGUAAUACUAUAGGUAUCUAAAAUGAUAUGUACCUACCUACCUACAACCUACUAUUGUGAUGCUCACGAUUGACGAUAAUAAUGGAAUCAUAAAUUCAAUACAGUGAAACAAUAAAAUAUAUGCAAUCUAAUAUACCUAUAGCAAUAUGUAUUAUGUAUGUGUGAUAUGUCUAUAAUCAUCGAUAUUAUAAUAUUAGACCGAAAAAACGAUUUAAGCACAGAAUAAUAACUAUUCUUUUUUUUAUUCUGUGAUUUAAGCCUGAAUCCUUCUGCCUUCACCUCUCCCGAAACGGUGUCCAUGAUAUAUGGAAAAAAAAAUAAAAAAAAAUAAUUUUUAAAUACCUAGGUAAAUCGUUGUUUGAAAUGUGUAACUUUUACACGAUAG